This is a messenger RNA of Phyllostomus discolor (pale spear-nosed bat), 1443 nucleotides long. RefSeq names its product odontogenic, ameloblast associated (gene ODAM). NCBI's taxonomy places the organism in Eukaryota, Metazoa, Chordata, Mammalia, Chiroptera, Phyllostomidae. The transcript is spliced from 13 exons. Bases 233 to 1069 code for a protein of 278 amino acids. The record is from RefSeq and is a predicted model, not a curated record.
GACUCAUAUGGAGUUCUGAAAAAGGAGAGUUAGAAACAAAAGAUGACUUUUUUCUUCACUAACUCCAGAGGUCAGAGUGAGGUGAAGAUGGAUGACCAACUGACCAACACUGAUGGGUUCUAAAAUAUAAGAGAUGUUCCAAGAAGCAGAACUGAAAGAUAAAAAGAACACAGACCUUGCAUGGGCCUAGAUAUCUCUUCAUAGGCAAAGGAGUGAGAUAUUUUAUCUGAAAAUGAAAACAAUAAUUCUUUUGGGGCUACUGGGAGCCACAAUGUCAGCUCCGCUUAUCCCACAGCGAAUUUUGUCUGCAAGCAACAGCAACGAGUUACUUCUGAAUCUUAAUAAUGCUCAACUUCAGGCACUACAGCUCCAGAGCCCAUUUAAUUCAUGGAUUCCUCCUUUCUCUGGGAUUCUACAACAGCAAGCUCAAAUUCCAGGGCUUGCCCCAUUCUCUUUAUCAACACUAGACCAGUUUGCUAGACUGCUCCCAAAUCAGAUACCUUUCCCAAGACAGGCCAGUUUUCCCCAGGGAAACCAAGUGGGACAACUGGACCCCUCACAGCCUCAAACACCAGUGCAGACCCAACAGGGCCCUAACCACCAGGCAAUGCCUUAUGUGUUCUCCUUUAAAAUGCCUCAAGAGCAAGCACAGAUGUUUCAGUACUAUCCGGUUUACAUGCUCCUGCCCUGGGAACAGCCUCAGCAAACCGUCCCACAGCCGCCUCCACAAACGGGACAGCAGAAAUUUGAGGAGCAGAUGCCAUUCUAUACUGAAUUUGGAAAUAUUCCACAACAAGCAGAGCCUGUUAUACCAGGAGGACAGCAGCAACUAGCCUUCGACACCUUCCUAGGCACAGCUCUUGAACCCGCUGUGAUGCCAGAAGGAGGAGUGAUACCAUAUUUACAAAAAGAAAUAAUAAAUUUUAGGCAUGCCAGUGGAGGAAUUUUCACUCCUUCGACUUCACAAAAACCCAGCACAACAAAUAUUUUUGCUUCUGCUAUAGAUCCAACUAGUACCCCAGAGCUCAUGGAAGAGAAGGCCAAGACUGGUAGCCUAAAGGAACCAUAAGAUGUUGUCCUAAUUAUGCAGAGGUUUUGGAAAGAAGACAUGACAAUGCCUCAAAUAUCAUUUUAGGCUAUUUGCUUCCUCACUGCUAAUAUCAGCUCUUUGAUAUAUGCAAAACAUCUUCGCUCUUCUCUGAAUUUCUUUUUACUUAUCAUUUUGCACUCUUUAGAAAAGUCACAGAAAACUAAUACAAUUAUUUAAUAAGUCAUGUCUUUAUAAAAUUAUAUUUCUUUUCAAAUAUUCUGCCAUUGCAUAAUCUGUAAUGUAACAAUUAGAGUAAAACUAAUAUCACUGAAUAAACUACAUAAUGGCAUUCAUAAGAGGUGGUUCUGGUAAAUGGUAUACUUGAUGAGAAUAAAGAUAAGCUGACAUUGGAA